GAUAUUCGGGUCUUCCAUAGACUUGCUCUAUCUAUUUCAUGGUCGGAAUGCCCGGGACCACCUAGCUUAACUCCCCGUUCUAAUGUCUUCUCCAGAUAUACAGAUACGAGCUUUGAAAGCUUCUGACAUCCCUCAGUUAUGCCAGCUUCAUUCUGCUCUUCUGCCCGUUAAAUACCCUCCUGCUUUUUUUCUCCAACUCCUAGUUAACUCUACACGCCUAUGCCUCAUCGCCCAUUCUACGACCUCUCCAAACACGCCCAUCGCAUUCGUCUCCGCCGCCAUUCAGCGCGCUACAGAAGACCUCCCACUCCCCUCUUUGCACAAAUGUCCCGUCUCUCCUGACAAAGAAACGCCCGCUCCUCUUGUCACUAUCCUAACUCUGGGAGUCUCCCCUUCUCAUCAGCGUCAGGGUAUCGCGCGCGCCCUCGUCCGCUCGGUCACCUCCCGUCUCUGCUCGUCCUCAGCUCACUCCUCGCCCCCCAACGUCUUUCCCCGCUCAAUCCCCGCAGCAACCGUCAUAGUCGCGCAGGUCGCGACAAGUAAUACGGCAGGACAGGAAUUUUACCAUCGCCUCGGUUUACGGACUGAGAAAGAGCUACGAGGCGCGUACAAGACUCUUGGGUCAGGGCAGAAAGAUGCAUACCUCGUCGUCGGACAAAUUACUGUCUGA
Messenger RNA from Serpula lacrymans var. lacrymans S7.9, 670 nucleotides. RefSeq lists its product as uncharacterized. Gene Ontology annotation, cellular component: Golgi membrane. Gene Ontology annotation, biological process: N-terminal peptidyl-methionine acetylation. Bases 83 to 670 code for a protein of 195 amino acids. The record is from RefSeq and is a predicted model, not a curated record. NCBI's taxonomy places the organism in Eukaryota, Fungi, Basidiomycota, Agaricomycetes, Boletales, Serpulaceae. The transcript has 2 exons. Gene Ontology annotation, molecular function: histone acetyltransferase activity; protein-N-terminal amino-acid acetyltransferase activity.